This is a messenger RNA of Spinacia oleracea (spinach), 1298 nucleotides long. RefSeq names its product NDR1/HIN1-like protein 26. Gene Ontology annotation, cellular component: plasma membrane; plasmodesma. The coding region runs from base 249 to 926 and encodes 225 amino acids. The transcript has 2 exons. Gene Ontology annotation, biological process: defense response to other organism. NCBI's taxonomy places the organism in Eukaryota, Viridiplantae, Streptophyta, Magnoliopsida, Caryophyllales, Amaranthaceae. The record is from RefSeq and is a predicted model, not a curated record.
UACCUUUAAGCUUUAACUUUUGCUACAAACUUCAAUUCAUUUUACAUAUCAUUCGAUCAUAUUCCUUUCUUUCUCCAUGCAACUACCACUUAUACUUCAAAUCCCAUUCCUCUCAUAAUAUCUUAAAAUACCGCAAUCAUCUUCAUGAAAAAUACAAACACUCCAACUAUAUACACAUCCCCUCACCUCUCAUCCACAUACAUACAAAUCAAAAAAAGAAAAGAAAAAAUAGAAAAGUGUUACGAGUUAUGAACCGGCCGAACCACCUUCCGAUCAACCGAGACGACAACGUUCAACGACCGUACUACCAACGAACCCACACGGUCCGGUACUACGCCCAUCGGGUGAAGGAGAGUCUAAGCACUAGAGUCUCAAAGUUCAUAUGCACCAUCUUUUUACUUGUUUUUGUUGUUGUGGGCCUGGUUGUGUUUAUCACUUGGCUUGGGCUUCGUCCACAUAGGCCCAGAUUUCAUAUCCAGCAGUUUUCAAUUCCGGCUUUAACUCAGGCCCAACAGUCUGCUCCCCCUGAAAGUGCUCUUGUCAAUUUCAAUGUUACAAUCCGCAAUCCAAACCAUAAGGUUACAAUCCACUACUAUUCAAUAGAAUGUGCAGUUUAUUACAGAGACCAGAUGAUUGGUGGGAUCCCAUUAGUAACGGAGGAGUUUGAUCUAGAAUCAAAAACCACAAGAAUUCUUAAUACGGGGUUAACGGUAACGGUAAAAAAUCACUGGAGGGAGUUGCAACAUGAUCAAGCGGCUGGUAAAACCCCAUUUCGGCUUCAGAUUACAUCAACCUUUAAAUUUGAGAUACUUUCGUGGGAUACUAAGAAACAUAAAAUGCAUGCUAAUUGUGCUGCUCAAGUGGGACCUACCGGUUCUCUCUUGCCUAUUUUAGCCGAUACUAAAUGCCCGGUUUACUUCACUUAAAUAAGUAGACUACCAUCGGACUCCGUUUCAAAAUACUUGUAAAAAUAUUUGACUUUUUACGGUGACAAACUUUGACCAUAUUACAUGACUUUUUGUUAAAAUUUCCAAUGGUCUUAUUAGGUAUUGUCAAAUAUAAAAGUCAUAAAUAUUAUAAGUAUUUAGAAUCGGGGGAGCGUAAUUUUUUAUUUUUAUUUUCCUUUCUUUCUUGGUGUGAUGUAAUUAUAUACGGAGUAUUGGAUUAAUUUCUCUUUUCAUAUUUAUUGUGAAUUCUUUUGAGGCUUUGUUAGCCUAAUUGUAAUUAGUUUUUUUUUCGAAUUGAUAUUGUAUUCUUUAUGCUGUUAAUUUUUAUUUUUUAUGGAAUUUAAUUGUCGA